GUAUCCACAACUUCUGUGAUUGAUUUGGGUAACUUGUUAACAACUGCUCCACCAUCCAUGUUUACUAUUCCUCCACCAGCCGUCGGAUCACAGACCCAAAGAACAACCGCUUCUGCUACAAAUAUGCCACAACAAGCUCCCACUUCACAGGAUCGCGAAAAUUUGACUACUCAGCAGGGCUCUCUUUCAUCUGUUGUUGCUCAACCAUCACCAACUACGAUCAUUGCUCCACCGACAUAUCCUGUCGUCACACAUGCGGCCAAUCCACCUCCAGUAGCUGUACAGGUUUGA
Strongylus vulgaris is the source of this 291-nucleotide messenger RNA. The record is from the annotation of a GenBank genome assembly. Lineage: Eukaryota; Metazoa; Nematoda; Chromadorea; Rhabditida; Strongylidae.